Fusarium coffeatum is the source of this 3525-nucleotide messenger RNA. RefSeq lists its product as uncharacterized. Gene Ontology annotation, biological process: activation of GTPase activity; nucleocytoplasmic transport. The coding region runs from base 1 to 3525 and encodes 1174 amino acids. Lineage: Eukaryota; Fungi; Ascomycota; Sordariomycetes; Hypocreales; Nectriaceae. The transcript has 3 exons. The record is from RefSeq and is a predicted model, not a curated record. Gene Ontology annotation, molecular function: GTPase activator activity; small GTPase binding. Gene Ontology annotation, cellular component: cytosol; perinuclear region of cytoplasm; nucleus.
AUGGAGCAGGUUCAUGGCGUUGAUGUCAGCUGGAUGACCCAUGGUGCUUCCAAAGGCAGGAAUUCACCACCAACCAAAACUCCCUCAGCAGCUCUCCCACGACAGAUCCCCGGCGCAAACUCGAGACCGAAGUCACCGGCUUCGGCCCCUACAGAGAAUGCUUCCGUAGACUCCAACACCUCAAACAAUGGCCAAACCACAACACUGAAUGGCUCUACUGCCCCUAAAAGGCCGUCACGCUCGAAUUCUAUAGACAAGCAGACCCCUCCUGGUACUUCGCCUCACCGUCGCAAUUCAUGGUUCUCCAAUAUAUCGGCCAAAUUCUCUUCCUCCGGCACACCGCCAGCCCCUGGUCCUCCUUCGCCAGCUCCUAUACCAGAAUCGUCGCCGGCACCAUCGCAAGAUCCUGUCCCGCCAAAGCUACCCCAAUCGAAGAACGCCGUUCUACCGCAUGCCACGAAACCUGAAGGUGAUGGACCUUACAUACCAGCACCACCCAAGAGUGGCCAGCCCGGAUUCUUGGGUAUGUUCCGUCGCCUCUCAUCUUCCAACAGUGGCGCUCUUACACAAAGCGGAAAACUCGGUCACGGUCUUGUCGACAGGGUAGUUUUGAAUGUGGACCAGCACAGAGAGAGAUGUCCUAUACAAGAGCUCUCUUGUGCCAAAUUAAGAAGGGUUGCAUUUUGCGUAGACGUCGAAAUUGCGCCUCAGCCCAGAUACGUCGAUGGUGACUCGCAAUUGCCCAAGACAACCGACAAGACACAAAAGAAGAAGUUGGCGGAAAAAGGCGAGGGGGAGGCCCUUAAGAAUCCAAAGGCUGUGGAAGACCAGAAAGAAACCAACGGAGAAGUAAAGAAAACAGGAGAAUCGCUGCCAAAGGAACCUGAAAAAGAAGGGUCCGAGGCUCCUCAGCAGACUUCGGAGACGGUCAACGGCAGCCCAACUCCCCUCUCCGACAAAAAGGAAGAAAAUACUAAGAAGAAAGAGAAAAAGAAGAAGAGCGAGGAAGAACGCAAGGCCAGGAAGGAAAAGAAACGACAACUUGCAGAAGCCAACGGAUCCAUUCCUAUGGAAAUUUACUAUGAUAGCAGCGAUGAUUCGGACAAGACAAAAACGCCCCCGAGUGCUCCCAGUGCUCCCCAGCCUACCAAGCCCCAGACAGCACCGACAACGAAUCCGGUUCGAGUGUACCGAAGAUGUUGCCAGCUACGGGAAACACCGAUUCUUAAGAAGAUCACCGAACAGCUCACUGAUACGGCCAACUACACUGCUUCGACUGGCACAGUCAACAAGCUCGACCUUACUGAUUACUGGCUACAACUACCAGAUCUUGUAACUCUGGGUGACUAUUUGGCAAUUGUUCCAGUCAGGGAGAUAUUAUUAGAAAACAGUGGUCUGGGCGAUGAGGGCUUAAGAGUUAUUCUGGCUGGCUUACUUGCUGCCAAGCGACCUGCCAUAAAACGACGGAAACACAAAAACGACGACGAAGAGGAACAAGGAGGCGUGGUGGAGCGGCUUGUUUUGAAGAACAAUAAGAUUGGUCCCGAUGGAUGGAAGUAUCUUUCGCUUUUCAUCUAUCUAUGCCGGUCGCUCAAAUUCCUCGAUAUCUCGCAGAUUCAGUUCCCACGUCAGCCUCAAACUCCACAAAAUGGAUCACCCAACAAUGGAGUGCAAGUACCUCGAAGCAUAUCGAAUAUCUUCUCCAAGGCCUUGGGUGAACGCCUAGGAGGAUCUACACUCGAGUUAGUUAAUCUCGGUCAGGCAGGCCUGACCAUGGAACAACUGGGUUCGGUCGUGGACGGUCUAAUACAGUGUGGUGUUAAACGACUCGGCUUGUCGCACAAUCAGAUCGAUGCAGAUGGCAUGAAACACGUUGUCAGGUUCCUUACCGAAGGCCACUGUGAAGGUCUGGACUUGGGUGGAAAUGAUCUCGGUCAACAUACUGAAGCUCUGGCUACGGCAAUUGAGAACGACACAACUUUGUGGGGCCUGGGCAUGGCUGGCUGUAACUUGACCCCUUCAGCGCUUUGCAAGAUCUUACCUGUAAUGGUCAAGCUGCCAAACCUGCGGUUCUUUGACUUGUCACAGAACCCGGCUUUGUUCCAGUCAACACCCAGUGCUGUUGGUCUCCUCAGAAGGUAUUUGCCCAAGAUGAAGGUAUUAAAACGUAUGCAUCUGGAAGAUGCUGCCAUGACACCAGAACAAGCUAUUGCAAUCGUCGAAGUACUUCCCGAAGUGCAAACGCUGGCCCAUAUUAACAUCACCAACAAUGCUGAGAUUGUCAAGCUUGCAGACGCAAGAACGGAAGAAGCACAGGAAGAAGCUUGCGCCCUCUACGCCUCUCUGCUUGCUGCAGCUCGUGUCUCCAAGAGCCUCAUCUGCGUGGAUGUUGAAGUACCCAGUGAACAUUCAGGUGAGAUUGUCAAAGCUAUGGCUAAGCAAGUUGUUGCCUACUGCUUGCGUAACAUGGAGCGACUCCCCGAUACCGACACUGGCGCGGUCAUGGCGUCGACACUUGCCGAAAACAAUCUGGAGGCUGGCGAUAUGAAACUGCCACCAUACCCCGAUGUCCUCGCACAUCUUGUCGGGCAUGACGUGCUGGAUCAAGACGAAAGCGACGACGAUAACAGUUCCGCACCCGACGAAGAUUAUGUCAUUGGGGGUACUGGUGUGGUCAAGGCACUUGCUUGCUGUUUGAAGAACCGAGGCGAUGAGUCAAGGAGGCAGUCUGGCGAAUUCAUCCGUGAUAUUGAGAAUGGAGCAACAAGUCCAGCAGCGACACCAUCGGCGAAUCUAUCAACAGGAGGAAAGGCCAAGGAUAUGUCGAAACACUUGUUGAUGGGAGCUCGUAAGAUUCGAGUUCGCCUUCAGCCGGCACUUAUCAAGGCGAGGGCCAAUUCUGAUGAUGAGCAUAACCUGCGCAGGUUGACAUUCUUGGACGACACUCUGCAAGGCAUCAUCAAGCGCUUUGAGGACGAGUACCCGGACACGCGCGAGGAUACAACACCCCUAAGACGACCGCGUGCUGGAACCAAGGGAAUCGAGGAAUAUCCUACGACGUUGCCUCUGGAGGACUCUGCAAUGGCUCUGUCAGACAACGAAGACGAGGGCGAGAUCCAUGCAGGUAAACCGCUUUCCAGGUCUAACUCUAUGGCCAAGAUAUUGGUCGAGGAGGAGGGACGAAUUCUUCGUGCUGGUCAUCGCUUCCGUGCCGGAUUUAUCAAGCAGGAGCAGAUCGACCUGCUCAGCACAAUCGACGAUAUCGGUUCUGAUCCUAAACAUGUGGGAAUGCUUACCGAGAUGGCCGAGGAUAUUGGCGGGGAGCUUUUGGAACUCGUCAAGAAGAAGGGUGCUGUGAGAGCCUUCAAGGAAGACAGGGAUGUCGCGCUUAAGUGCAUGGAGGCAAGCGACCCAGAACACUGGGAUCGGUUUGUUGACGCCCAGUACAAGUCCCGUGCCAACAUUAGCAUCCCUCCUGCGGCAAAGCAGGGAGAGGUGGCGGAUGAGAGUGCAGUUGCUGAUUAA